Molecule: messenger RNA, 261 nt
Organism: Penicillium concentricum
Lineage: Eukaryota; Fungi; Ascomycota; Eurotiomycetes; Eurotiales; Aspergillaceae
Exons: 1
Coding region: 1-261 (86 amino acids)
Source: RefSeq, a predicted model, not a curated record
AUGGCACAGACUGAGGAUCAGGAGAAUGGAUGGACAUCCGAAGCGCAAAUGGUAUUAGUGCUUCUUAUAGAAGCCGAGUCGAAAGCCAAUGGAGAGAAGUUCAGAUCACUACUGGCUCAGCUACCGAGGCAUAAUAGCGAAACUAGGAGACUCCGCAGGGAAUUCAAGGAAAGGCAGGCCAAGAAGAACCGCUACCUUGAAAGAUGCAGGGCUGCAAUUCGCGCCGGGGGAAGGAUCGAAGAUGUACAGCCAGAAGAGUGA